Molecule: messenger RNA, 2061 nt
Organism: Orycteropus afer afer
Lineage: Eukaryota; Metazoa; Chordata; Mammalia; Tubulidentata; Orycteropodidae
Gene: LCMT2
Product: leucine carboxyl methyltransferase 2
Exons: 1
Coding region: 1-2061 (686 amino acids)
Biological process (GO): tRNA methylation; wybutosine biosynthetic process
Molecular function (GO): protein binding; tRNA methyltransferase activity
Source: RefSeq, a predicted model, not a curated record
AUGGGCCCGCGGAACCGCGAGCGUCGAGCCGGGGCGGUACAGAACACCAACGACAGCAGCGCCCUCAGUAAGAGUUCCCUGGCUGCACGCGGGUACGUGCACGACACUUUUGCUGCGUUAUUAGUCCCGGGGGCCGCGCGCCGUGCGCCGCUCAUCCACCGCGGUUACUACGUCCGCGCACGCACAGUGCGGCACUGCGUGCGCGCCUUCUUGGAACAGACGUGCGCGCUCCCCACAUCGCCAUGCGCGCAGAUCUUGUCCUUAGGCGCGGGCUCGGACUCGCUGUAUUUUCGCCUCAAAUCUGCGGGUCGCCUGACUCGAGUUGCGGUUUGGGAGGUGGAUUUUCCAGACGUAGCGCAGCGCAAAGGAGAGAGGAUUCGCGAUACGCCGGAAUUGUGCGCGUUAACCGGGCCUUUCCAGAAAGGGGUGUACGCGUCCGCGUCAGUCUUUGAGAGUUUGGACUACCGCAUCCUAGGCGUGGACCUUAGGCAGCUCCAGCGAUUGGACGAGGUCCUUGCUGCCACAGGCCUUAACGCGGCCAUACCCACUUUGCUCCUAGCAGAGGUCGUGCUAACCUACCUUGAGCCUGAGAGUGCCGCAGCCCUCAUCGCCUGGGCAGCCCGGCGUUUUACUAAUGCCCUUUUCGUGAUCUACGAACAGAUGAAGCCACAUGAUGCCUUUGGCCAAUUCAUGCAGCAACAUUUUCGGCAGCUGAAUUCUCCUCUUCAUGGCCUGGAGAGCUUUCCCGACGUGGAGGCUCAGCGGCGCCGUUUCCUUCAAGCCGGCUGGACAGCUUGCAGUGCCAUGGACAUGAAUGAAUUCUAUCGCAGCUUUGUCCCCGCAGAAGAACGCUGGAGGAUAGAAAAUCUUGAACCCUUCGAUGAAUUUGAGGAGUGGCAUCUGAAGUGUGCCCACUAUUUCAUUCUGGUAGCUUCUAAGGGAGAUAACCUCUCCCAAACCCUGGUAUUGCCACCCACAGAAACGUUUACUUGGGUAAAUCCUCCUUCCCCUUCAGGGGUCUUCCCUGUCAGUGUAGUCCUGAGUGAUAGCCAGGGCCCUAGCCUUAAGAGAUAUGGCCAUGCCUCUACCCUCUUGAGCCCUGGCAUUAUUCUCAGUGCUGGAGGUUUUGGAGAGCAGGAGGGGCAGCACUGCCGAGUGAGCAAGUUUCACUUGCUUUUAAAAUAUUGUGAGUUUGGGUGGAAAGGCAGCCAGAUACGCAGUUGGGAGGCUGGAGCCAAGUGGGAUGGACGCCUUUAUCACACCAUGACAAGACUUUCAAACACUCAGGUUCUGGUUCUAGGAGGGAGAUUGUCCCCAGUGACUCCAGCCUUGGGAAUUCUCCAACUUUGUUUUUGUAAGAGAGAGGAUGAUAGUACUCAGGAUCUGAAAGUGACAGUAACAAAGGCUGGCCCAGAAGAAGAUUCCACUUUGUCACGUUGGCGGCAUUCAGCAACAGAAGUGUCCUAUCAAAAUCGGAAAUACUUGUUUGUGUAUGGAGGUCGAAGUGUGAUGGAACCUGUACUAAAUGACUGGCAUUUCCUACAUGUGGGAACAAUGGCUUGGGUCAAGAUCCCUGUAGUAGGGGAUCCACCUAAAGCUAGGCAUUCCCACAGUGCCUGCAGUUGGCAAGGAGGAGCCCUUUUGGCUGGAGGUCUGGGGGCUUCUGAGGAGCCAUUGGGCUCUGUACUCUUUCUGAAACCAAUCUCUUGUGGAUUUAUUUGGGAAACAGUGGAGUUCCAGCCUCCUAUUACCCCAAGAUAUUCCCACACAGCUCAUGUGCUCAAUGGGAAGCUUCUAUUAGUUGGCGGGGUCUGGAUACAUUCUUCCUCAAUUCCUGGAGUGACUGUCAUUGAUUUGACCACAGGACUGAGCUCUGAGUAUCAGAUUGACACAACAAGUAUUCCAUGGCCAUUAAUGCUACACAACCAUACCAGCAUCCUUCUUCCUGAAGAGCAGCAGCUUCUGCUCCUUGGAGGUGGUGGGAACUGUUUUUCCUUUGGCACCUACUUCAACCCUUGUACAUUGACAUUAGAUCUUUCUUCCUUGAGUACUGAGCAGUAA